AUGAAUCAUCAAGGGGUGUCAAAGGUGGAGAGGUGGCAUACACAGCUGACCUUAUCUAUCCUGCACUGGACGACUAUAAAAAGGCAACAAUCUUUCUGCCAGCAAUGCCUUUUGUCCAGGGACUUGUUGAGUGUCACACGAUUGUGUUUAGUCAUCACCUCCAGUAGACAUCAGAAGAUGGCCAGGAUUGCUGUGAUCCUCCUGUUGUCUCUUCAAAUAUUUUUCCCGUUUUCCGCAGCAUCAACUAUUCGGGGCAAAUAUUACAACACAGCACGUUUACCACCACUUACAACAGCAUCAGCAACAACCACAACAACCACCGCAGAACUACCCACCGACCUUCAAGGUAUAGGAUCAACAGAAGAUGUCGACACAACAACAACCUCAACCAACACAACAACCUCAACAACUACAACUGAAUCAACCACACCACCAUCCACAACGACAACCACCCCAGAACCAACAACAACAACAACGACAGUAGCACCUACAACUACUACUACGGAAGAGACAACCACAACUACAUCGGCUCCAACUUCUACCACUACAGAAAGUCUGCCCACAGAUCUUCAGGGCGAGGAGAUCACCACCAGCACACCGACCACCGCAAGCGUGCUAAACGUCUCUGUCGACUUCCAGACUGACGGAGAAGAUCCCCCAGAAUUCUUCGGUCAUGGCCGUUUUGGAUAUAAGAAAAAAUUCUUCAAGAAGAAAAACCCGACCAGGAGCCGUGGCCCCGACUUUCCCGCCCCUGUCCCACUCAGCUUCAAUGUCCCGUUCGCAGAUGAAGGGGACGUCGAGCCGGAUACGCUAGACCAGGUCGGCGAACCGCUGCCGUUUAGAUCUAACGUGUAUCCUGUUUAUAGAAGGACCACAACACGGAGAACCACCAUCCCGGCAACAGAUGCACAGGGCGAACCUGAUACUACCACAGACACGACAGCCCAACCAACCACGACCACACAGUCUACUAGCACAACCCCAGAGGAGACCACGACAACAUCUACUAAACAACAACGGAGCCUACCACAGUAUCAUCUACUGUCCCAACGACAGAAGAAACUACAUCAUCUAAUAGCACAACGACCGAAGAAAUCACGCCCACUGCAACAACGACCGAGGAAACACCUACAACUACAGAGGAAACAUCCCUGGCCACUGAUUUACAGGGAUCAGAAGAAAACACAACUGUUGAGACAACAACACCACUCGCAACUACCACCGCCACCACCUCCCGACCCGGCCCAGGCCCAAUUCUUCCCUACAUUAUUCCACACGGCGCCAUUAUCAUCGCUGCAGUCGCCCCCCAGAACUACAAGAGGGUAG
This is a messenger RNA of Candidula unifasciata, 1326 nucleotides long. Lineage: Eukaryota; Metazoa; Mollusca; Gastropoda; Stylommatophora; Geomitridae. The record is from the annotation of a GenBank genome assembly.